Molecule: messenger RNA, 2869 nt
Organism: Cajanus cajan (pigeon pea)
Lineage: Eukaryota; Viridiplantae; Streptophyta; Magnoliopsida; Fabales; Fabaceae
Molecular function (GO): ubiquitin conjugating enzyme activity
Source: RefSeq, a predicted model, not a curated record
GUAACAUUGCUUCUCUUGAUUUCUUCUCCAAAAACGCUCCGUUUUGCGGUUCCCCAUGUUUCAUUCAUCUCCCAGCUCUUCCAAAAGAAUGGCGUCGUCUAUGGACGUUGACAAGGUCGAGAUUCCGCCACCAGUGAACGACGCGCCCAAAUCGAAGAAGCAGAAAGAGGUCAUGCAUGAAGGUAUCAACGUAGACAAUGACGAUAACUCUGCAAAGGUAGCAUUAAAAGGUGAUAUUGUUGUCAAAAGUGAGAAAGGGAAGGCGAUUGAACUCAUUCAGGAAGGUUACGGCGAUAGUCAAACUAUGCUGGUGUUUGAUGAUCUAUUUCUUCCAUGCGGAAAGGCUAAAUCCGGAUCAGAAAGCAAGGUCAAGUCUUCCAAUAGCGGUGCUAAAGAAACCCAUAAUUUGAUCAUCAAAUUCGAUGAACAUGAUUCUGAUGAGUCUUCUGAUAAUUUAAGUGAUGAAGAUGCAAUAUCGAACAUUUCUGAUUUGUUUUGGGACGAUAACGUCGAAAUGGAAGUAGAUAAUUAUAAUUCUAUUCUACAAAAGCAAUUUGACCGUGUGGAUUUACCUGCAGGAAUUGAGGCUCCCAUUCCUUGGAUGGCAGACCUUAAUAUCAGUUCAAAAGCGACUAACAAUGUUUCAUUGUCUCCUUUGUCUCAGACUAAGGCUGGUGCCAAUAACUCUCCUGUGUCGACUAAGUCAUCUCAGCCUCCACUUUUGCCAUUUAAGAUUCCUAAGACUGAAAUAGAAGAACCUUCUAAGCCUUCAACACAAGGACCUUCUGCAGGGCCUCCUGAGAUUAAAAUGCUGCCCAAGCCCUACUUUCCUUUGAACUGGUCUAAUUUGGGGCCCAGGAAAGUGCCGCAUGUAGGCCAGGCACUUCAUAUGGCACAUUUGCAAAAUUUAAAGGAAUCUUCUGGAAGUACUUCAAGUUUGCGUAAUCAUUCACUUUUUGCUGGACCUUCAUCUGGAAGUACUAUAAGUUUGCAGAAUCGUUCACGUUUUGCUGGACCUACAUUUGGUUUUCCGGUUCCGGGAGGUGCAAGUGCCAAUGUUUUGGGAAUGAAGAAUUCUUUUCCUUUUCAGCCAUUUCCUACUCCCAGUCAUUCAUGUAAUCCAAUUCGUUAUGGUUUUGGUCCUCAUUAUGCCCCUCCUCAAAACUUGUUUCCUACUCAUGGUUAUUCACCGGAUCCAAUAUCUUAUGCUUUUGGUCCUUACUCAUCUCCUCAGAAUUUGUUUCCUGCUCAUGGUUUUACACCUGAGCCAAUACCGUUUGCUUUUGGUACUUAUUCCUCUCAUCGGAAUAUGUUUCCUACUCACAGUUCCUAUGGUUUUGGUCCUAAUUACCCCGCUCCUCAGAAUUUGUUUCAUGCCCCUCGUGUGCAAUUGUUUCCUAACGUUUGGGUUCCAAAUACUUUGUAUAAUAGCACUAAUGGGACUGCCAGUAGUGCUAAUGCUGCUCCAAUAUCUGACGAAGCCAGAUAUGAAAUUCUCAAGAAAUUCCAAAACUUUAAGCAGUUUGACAUCGUCCAGAAUGGGUCGGACCAUUUUUAUGUUCAUAACGUUAACGUGAAUCAGCCUUCAAACCAAUGGGCAAAGCGUAUUAUGGAGGAGUGGAAAAUGUUGGAGAAGAAUUUACCGGACACAAUUUUUGUUCGAGUCUUCGAAUCCAGGCUAGAUCUUUUGAGGGCUGUUAUAAUAGGUGCUGAAGGAACCCCAUAUCAUGAUGGCAUUUUCUUCUUUGAUAUCAAGUUUCCUAAUGCAUACCCAAAUGUGCCACCGUUGGUCCACUACCGUUCUUGUGGGCUCAAAUUAAACCCUAACUUGUACCACUGCGGCAAAGUUUGCCUCAGUCUUCUUGGCACUUGGAGUGGUGCAGCAGUGACUGAGAGAUGGAUUCCAAAUGUUUCAACAAUUUUGCAGGUUCUGGUUUCGAUUCAGGGUCUGAUCUUGACUCCAGAGCCUUACUAUAAUGAGCCUGGGGUUCAAGUGGUCCAGAGUGGUACAAAAGCUGGUGAGAUUUGUUCCCUGAGGUACAAUGAGGACACAUUCCUCUUAUCUCUGAAGUCCAUGGUGUAUAUCAUGAGAAACCCUCCAAAGAAUUUCGAGGAUUUCGUUGCUGGCCACUUCUGCACCCGAGCUCAGGAAAUUAUUUUGGCAUGCAAAGCGUACAUAGCUGGUGCUAAAGUUGGCUGUUUUGUGAAAGGAGGGGUGCAGAAUCUUGAUCAAGGUAACAAGAGCUGUUCAAUCAUGUUCAAGAGAUCCUUAGCUGCAUAUGUGAAUUUGCUUGUUAAUGAGUUUACAAAAGCUGGAGCCAAGGACUGUGCCAAGAUCACUCUAUCACAAGCAGCGGAAAAUCCGUUGCGUGAUAUUCAAAUGAAUGAGGCUGCUCCUACUGCUGCUCCUCCUGCAACGGUUUCAUCAGCUAAUGAGGCUACUGCUGCUACAAUUGUAGCUGAUGCGUCUGUUGCUGCUACGGUUUUAGCUGAUAAUGCUGCUGCAGCGCCAGCUGAGUGGAGUGCUGCUUUUUCUGCUAAGUGGGAUGCUACUAUUUUAGCAGCUGCGGGGGGUGCUGCAAUUUCUGGCGAGGAUGAUGAUUCAUCUUCAAGUUCGUCUGAUGGUGCUGCAAGUUCAAGUGAUGACUAUGAUCGAGUUUCUGAAUAUGCCGCCUAUUGAGACUUGAUCAAGACUUCUUAGUUUAAUAUAGUUUUUAUUAAGCUGAUAGCAAGUUUAAUUUAUGUUUUUAUGUUUUAUGUUGAACUCUUUACAAACUAUAUUAUAUCCAUGAAUAAUCUGUGUUCAUAAUGUGGAUAUUUGAUAUAGUUGUUGCAGACGAGUGUUUAAUGCAUUGCUGGAAUUGCAUAA